This is a messenger RNA of Sus scrofa (pig), 1911 nucleotides long. The record is from RefSeq and is a predicted model, not a curated record. NCBI's taxonomy places the organism in Eukaryota, Metazoa, Chordata, Mammalia, Artiodactyla, Suidae.
CGCGCGCGCGCGCGUGCGGGAGGGGGCGGGUGGGGAAGGAUCGCCAGAGAGAUCCGAGGCGAGCCUCGCGCGCCCGCCCCCGCCCUGGCCCCCAGCUCCCACCCGGUGGGCCCGGCUCAGCCAUGAUCAAGGCGAUCCUCAUCUUUAAUAACCACGGGAAGCCGCGGCUCUCCAAGUUCUACCAGCCCUACAGUGAAGAUACACAACAGCAAAUCAUCAGGGAGACAUUCCAUUUGGUGUCUAAGAGGGAUGAGAAUGUUUGUAAUUUCCUAGAAGGAGGAUUAUUAAUUGGAGGAUCUGACAACAAACUGAUUUAUAGACAUUAUGCAACAUUGUAUUUUGUCUUCUGUGUGGAUUCUUCAGAAAGUGAACUUGGCAUUUUAGAUCUAAUUCAAGUAUUUGUGGAAACAUUAGACAAGUGUUUUGAAAAUGUCUGUGAACUGGAUUUAAUUUUCCAUGUAGAUAAGGUUCACAAUAUUCUUGCAGAAAUGGUGAUGGGAGGAAUGGUAUUGGAGACCAACAUGAAUGAGAUUGUUACACAAAUUGAUGCGCAAAAUAAACUGGAGAAAUCUGAGACCUUUAUCUUUCAAUCUCCCAGACAGGACAGGUAGACAAGCAAAUAGUUUACACUGGCCUAUUUUGUAUCAGUCAAGAUUUUUCUCAGGUAACAGCUUUAUUAUUAUUAUUUCUUAAUUAGCAAAGAGGUAGGAUUACAUAAGAGGGAAAAAACCAAAAUACAGAGAGGGAGUUUAAAACUAAUCUUUCUGAUUACAUGGCCACUGUCUCAUAUAUGUCAUCUAAGCAAAGUGGAAGAUUUGUUUUUGUUACUUAAUUGCUUUUUGUGCAAGAUGUUGUAUGGCACUGAAUUCAGAUGUGUUUGUUGGCUUUAUUAUAUAACCUGAAUAAAAAUUGACAAAAUCUAAUUGGUAUAUAAAUUCAGCCUUAAAAAUAUGAAGACUGAUGUAGUUAUUUGAGAAGUGAUAUAUAUGCAUUUUCUUUUUUUUAAGCCUAUUUUCUCUCAAAAUUAUUUCACAAAUUAUAAAUUUUCCUAAUAUGAAAGCCAAAUAUUGUGCACUAAUGGUGGUGGAAAUUUUAAAGCUUAUUUAUUUAUAUAUACUACCUUUUAAAUUUAUGCUGUUCUUUAAAUUUGUAUAUUGUAAACUGAACAUAUGUUGAAUCUACCUUAUAUGACGAAGUAUUUUUAGUCAUUAUAUUUUUACCAGUGCAUUUAAGGAUUGGAUUGAUCCACUUCUUCCAGUUUCAUUUUUAGCCAGAACUGUUAUCUUUGGAUUGAGGCUUCACUUUAAAAGCCUGAUUUUUUUUUUUUUUUGACGUUCUAGAACUUUUCUAGAAAAGUUUAGAAGAGCCUCUACAAUUUUAAAAAAUAGCUCUAAAUAAACUUUAUUGUAUUGAAAUGUUUUAAGGGGUUAGCCCUAAGAAACUGAACAAACUAUUUAUUACUUUCAGUUUUUAUUUCACAGCAUAUAUUGAUAAUAAAUAACAGUUUAAAAGCAAAAUAACCCCAAAUCUAUCACAGUUAUUGCAAGAGAUGUUUAAUAAGGAAACUAAUGUAAAAUACACUUCAUGCUUUUAACUCAGUUAAAUCAGGAUAUAGGUGAAGAUCUAGCUUUGUCAUUUGAAUAACAUUUGUGAUGUCUCUGUAGUGCAAGUUAAUCUGUAUUUAAAUCUUGACAUUGUUAUCAUUGCAUGUAUUCACUGUAUUUUUUACUGUGUCAACUGUUUUCUCUUAUAGAUUAGUAUUUCAGAGUAACCAUUCCAUACCAAUUCAAACUACCAUCUGGUCUCUAAGCUUGUUAUAUGAAAAUCUUUUAUCAUUGUCCUCCAUUUUUAGUGUUUUUUUUUGAUGAGCUACACCUGAGUUGUACAUUUUCUUUUUCUUUUAUUUGCUUC